Molecule: messenger RNA, 1542 nt
Organism: Penicillium pulvis
Lineage: Eukaryota; Fungi; Ascomycota; Eurotiomycetes; Eurotiales; Aspergillaceae
Product: Pal1 family protein
Exons: 4
Coding region: 1-1542 (513 amino acids)
Cellular component (GO): cytoplasm
Source: RefSeq, a predicted model, not a curated record
AUGAAUGCCCCUCCAGCGCUCGGGUAUCCGCCCGGCGUGUCGCUGGCACCAGGCAGCCAGGUCUCACCUACAGCAGCCAAUUUUGCCUCCAAUAACCCAUUCCGCAACCGUGCUCUCUCGCCUUCGACUGUUCCUGGCUCAGCUACCAACGCUCGUCCUGAACGUCCCCGAUCGACCAACCCAUUCUUAGACGACACGGACGCCCUGUCACCACAAUCCGCCCCUGGCUUGUCGACCGGUGCCAAUAUGUUCUCUCCGACCGAAAGACCCGAUAUGACUAGCAACACCCGUGACCUUUUUGAGAACCUCUCCAUCAAGCCCACCGCUACAGUCUCGGCGGUGCCUGCUCCCUCACCUUUUGCCGCCCAGUCCAAUAGCUCUCGCCCAGUUCCCGAAGCCAUUCCCCGGCAACCAUCAACCAAUCGCCCUCGUCCUCCGCGGGAGCGUCCAGCCCCAUCCGGGCGACCUACAGAGUCGUCCCGUUCAAAGGAUCCAUUCAACAUUUUUGCCGACCCCAAGACUUCUAGCUCGGGCGCUGGCAAGAGCUCCAGCUCCCGUCGACCCCGCCGGAACUCGGAGUCGUCUGUGAUGGAGCGGUCUUCGAAACUGUUUGAUGACGACGAUGAGAAACGCCGACGUGAACGCCGCCAUCGUGAGCGCGAGCGUCAGCGCGAUGGAAAGCCCCGUUCAUCUCGCAAGGACCGUCGACUGGAUAUCAUUGACAAAUUGGACGUGACGAGCAUCUAUGGUACCGGAAUGUUCCACCACGAUGGUCCCUUUGAUGCAUGCAAUCCCCACCGCAACCGUAAGGGCGCGCGCACGGCGCCCAUGCAGGCUUUCCCCAAGAACUCAACAAACAUGGCUCUAGGUGGCUCCGGUCCGGUCAACCCUAACAUUGAUCUAAACCUCUUCCACGGCAGAACGGAGGAGGGCUUCAACGACUACAACUCCGGCCUCAACCGCAACCCCGAAACUGUUCAAAUGGAUGCUAAGACCGCAUUGGAACCAGUUCACGGUGCGCAGACUAUGGGCCUGGGAACUAGCACCUUCCUUGAUGGCGCCCCGGCCAGUCGUUCGGCCAUUGCACGACGUGAAAGCGCAAAUGAAGCGCAGUUUGCCCAGAACGGCGGUCUACAGCGGAAGAAGAGUCUGGCACAGCGCCUACGUGGGAAGAGCGGUACCGGCCGUCUUGCGUCCCCCGGCCGUGUCGGUUCUCCCACAGAGCAAGGCGCCCUAUCUCCACCACAGCUAGGCUCGAGCCACUCCGCAUCUUCACGAACCAACGAGCGGAACCCGUUCUUCCAAGAUGACCUCGACGAGGAGUGGGACAAGAAGGGCUCACGGAUCGCAGAGGCACGUCUCGAGGGUAACGGUCGUCUUCGCUCAUCGAGCAGCCCCAAGCAACCAACCGGACUGGAACGCAAGACAACCAGUGAUCGGGCCUAUGAAGACCAGCAGAAGUUGAAUGCGGGCGGCGGCGGAUUCUUGAACCGAAUGAAGAGUUUACGCAAACCGCGCCCGGAGCGCCGCACCAGCGAUUAA